Messenger RNA from Phascolarctos cinereus (koala), 8566 nucleotides. RefSeq names its product diacylglycerol kinase theta (gene DGKQ). Gene Ontology annotation, biological process: phospholipase C-activating G protein-coupled receptor signaling pathway. Gene Ontology annotation, molecular function: ATP-dependent diacylglycerol kinase activity. Lineage: Eukaryota; Metazoa; Chordata; Mammalia; Diprotodontia; Phascolarctidae. The record is from RefSeq and is a predicted model, not a curated record. Gene Ontology annotation, cellular component: membrane.
AUGCUCAGUAGUUCAGUGGCCAAGGUCUGGCCGCCAGUCGGAAGCUGUGUGCGUCUCCGGCUCUAACCCCCGGCCGGGCCCAUGCGGACUGCGGAGCUUGAAACCCCCCGUGCGCCCUGGGCGCCCUGCGCCUAAGUCCCCGGCAGGCUGCGGGCCGGAUGGCGGCGGCGGCGGCCACGGGCGCUCGCUCCUGGUUCGGCGGAGGCGGCGGCGGCGGCGGCGGCGGCGGCAGCAGCAGCUCAGGCUCGGGCUCGGGCUCCGGCUCCCGUCUGGGGAGCCCGGCCUCCAGCCCCCAGCUCGGCGGCGGCGGCAAGGGCCGCCCGCAGCCCGGCCACACGGGCCAGGGGCAGGGCGCCGGGCAGGGGCAGGGACAGGAGCCGGGCCCCAAGCCCUCGGCGUCCCCCGCCGCUCCUCCGGGCCACAGCUUCAGAAAGGUGACGCUCACCAAGCCCACCUUCUGCCACUACUGCACCGACUUCAUCUGGGGACUGGCCGGCUUUCAAUGCGAGGUCUGCAACUUUAUGUCUCAUGAAAAAUGCUUGAAACACGUGAAGAUCCCAUGUGCCUGUAUUGCUCCGAGCCUGGUCAGGGUUCCAGUCGCACACUGUUUCGGCCCCCCUGGACACUACAAGAAGAAGUUCUGCAUUGUCUGCAGAAAGCCACUAGACUCCCUUGCGUUUCGCUGUGAAGUUUGUGAGCUAUAUGUGCAUGCCGACUGUGUCCCCUUUGCCUGCAGUGACUGCCGCCAGUGUCAUCAGGAUGGACACCAGGACCACGACACAUACCAUCAUCACUGGAGGGAGGGGAAUAUCUCAUCGAACGCACGCUGCGAAGUGUGUAAGAAGACCUGCGGGUCCUCAGAGGUGCUGUCAGGCAUGCGGUGUGAAUGGUGUGGCAUUCUGGCACAUACGGCCUGCUAUGCCGUCGUAACCCCUGAGUGCACAUUUGGCCGACUGAAGAACAUGAUUCUUCCCCCUAACUGUGUGCGUUUGUCCUCUCGAAAUUUCAGCAAAAUGCACUGCUUCCGGAUAUCAGAGAGCGUCCAUACGGAGCCAGAUGAUGGCGAUGAUGCUGUGGACACUGGCCCAGCUCCAGGGUCAUUGAAAGAUGCCCAGAUUUCUACAGACUCCGGCAAACAGACAUUGAAGAUCUUUGAUGGUAGCGAUGCCGUGAAGCGCAACCAAUUCCGGCUGAUCACCACUCCUAGGAUAACAAAGACAGGGGAGGUCGUGGAGGCGGCCCUGAGGGCUUAUUACAUUAACGAGGACCAGCGAGACUUUGAGCUGCAGACAUUAGCUCAGCAGGCCAUGGCUGAUUGUGCAACUCACAAAAAUGGAGGCCCAGAGGAUGCCAGCAGCAUGAGUGUUCCUUCCGUAUUCAGAGAGUCCAUGCCUGAAGCCUGGAUCAUUCAUGCCAAGCCCAAGGAUCAUGAAGUUAUAAAGAUUUACCCAGCUUGGCUGAAGGUUGGAAUGGCUUAUGUCUCCAUUCGAGUGGACAAAGAGAGCACUGCACAGACAGUGAUGAAAGAAGUCCUCCCGUUGCUGGGGCGGCCGGCAGAAAGUCUCAAGAAUUUCCGGCUUGUGGAGGUGCUCAUGGGCAGUAAGCAAGUUCAGCGGAUGACACUGACUGAUGAGGAAUUAAUUCUCAACAGGCUUAGAGACAUCCGAAAGACUUCCAUACGUCAAAUGAACCAAACGAGAUUUUAUGUGGUGGAAAAUGACGAUGCCGCCACACAAGUGAACCUGUUUGUUGGGGGCCUGCCCCCCCAGCUCUCUGCUGAAGAAUACACUCAUAUCCUAAAGGAGGAUUUGGCUAUCAAAACAAAUCUAGUGACAGUAACUCACGUUUACACAAAUCAAGGGGCCGUUGUACUUGACAUCUCCUGUUUUUCGGAGGCAGAGAGAAUGUAUAUGCUCAUUAAGGAUACAGUGGUCCAGGACAAGCAGCUGACUGGAAUUGUGUUGCCGGAAGUGAUGCACACGAAGCUGCCCCCAGACUGCUGCCCACUCCUUGUGUUUGUGAACCCGAAAAGUGGAGGGCUGAAAGGCCGCGACCUGCUCUGUAGCUUCAGGAAACUGCUGAAUCCUCACCAGGUCUUUGAGCUCACCAAUGGAGGCCCUUUCCCUGGGUUUCACAUGUUCUCCCAAGUCCCCUGCUUCCGAGUCCUGGUGUGUGGUGGGGACGGCACCGUGGGCUGGGUGCUGGGAGCCCUGGAAGAGAUCCGGCACAAACUGGCAUGCCAAGAGCCUUCUGUGGCCAUCCUACCUCUGGGUACAGGUAAUGAUCUGGGCAGAGUGCUGCGCUGGGGAGCGGGCUACAGUGGGGAGGACCCAUUCUCCAUUCUGGUAUCUGUGGAUGAAGCUGACGAUGUCCUCAUGGACCGAUGGACAAUCCUUCUGGAUGCUCAGGAUGUUGUCGAGAACACUGAGAAUGGAGUGGUUGAUCCUGAGCCCCCAAAGAUUGUACAGAUGAACAAUUACUGUGGACUUGGAAUUGAUGCAGAAUUGACUUUGGAUUUCCACCAUGCAAGAGAAGAGGAGCCGGGCAAAUUUAAUAGCAGAUUCCACAACAAAGGGGUGUAUGUCAAAGUUGGGCUACAAAAGAUCAGUCACACCAGGAACCUCCACAAGGACAUCCGACUUCAGGUGGACCAGCACGAUGUGGAAUUGCCGAAUAUCGAGGGGCUGAUCUUCAUCAACAUCCCCAGCUGGGGCUCUGGAGCUGAUCUCUGGGGGUCCGACAACGAUGCUCGGUUUAAGAAGCCACGGAUUGAUGAUGGUUUGCUGGAGGUGGUUGGGGUGACGGGCGUCGUUCACAUGGGACAGGUGCAGGGGGGAUUGCGCUCAGGGAUUCGAAUCGCCCAGGGUUCCUAUUUCCGGGUCACCCUCCUCAAGCCAAUCCCAGUACAAGUUGAUGGAGAGCCAUGGAUCCAGUCCCCAGGGCACAUGAUCAUUUCUGCUGCUGGACCAAAGGUUCACAUGUUGAAAAAGUCAAAGCAGAAGCCAAAAAAAGGAACAGGAAGUGUGAAGGAUGCCAAAAUUGAGAGCUCCGGAGGCUCAGAAGGAGAGAUGAAAUAGAAGACGGUGUGGAGGCCAAGGCCAAUGAAUGCUUCCUGUUGUACCCCAGGGCUGGGGCAGGGAAUUGGGGAAGGAAGGCUUGCUGAUAUACCAUGUUCAUCGCUGCCUUUUCAUCGUGUUUCCUGUAUGUUAAGUCCCAUCUGCCCCUUGUGCUCUUUGGCUUGGAAACGUAUGCAUUCCAUGGCUUUUCAGGAACCUAUUCCUUCAUCUUGAGGUUUGCCAUAUAAAGAAAUUAGAAGAAGAAACAGAUUAUCCCCAGUAUAAGCUUGGGGACAAGGUCACUCAUUAACUUGCACCAGAAUCAAAUCAGAAGCAUCUACUUAUCCAUCGAAUGCAAUUUCUGGCCGUUUUUGUCAGGCCCUUAGCUUGCUCUUCCCAGACCAAAAAGGGUUCAUGUACACAGCUGCUCCCAAGGAAACAAGAAUCAGAAAAGGUGUGGGCAUUUACCUCCAUUACUGAGGUCAGACUCAUCUGGCACCAAGCUGGCUUUUCAUUAAGUUCUUGGUGGUUGUGAAUGUUUGCGGCAAACUCUAAUGAUGCCUUCCAAACAGUUUUAGCUUUGGUCACAUCCUGUCCAAAGCCACAGUUUGGUAGUACAGUUUAGAUUAAGGCCCUGACCGUAGCCAGUUUAUUCCCUUUGCCUUUGGAGUGUUUGAUGGAGAUAUUUGUGGAAUCAGUCACACCUGUUACAUCCCCUACUGCCGAGUGCCAGACUUUGUUGUGGUGAGAAUCUGUGGUCGACGUGUACAUAUAUUCCUGAUUGGAUGACAGAGGAUGUCAUCUUCGAUGGAUGCUAUAUGCCAGUCUUUAAAUAAUAGACUUAAGGGUGCCAAGGACUCCCAGUGUGUGUACAGUAGUGCCACUGAAUUAAAAUGAAUAUUAAAGACAAGAAAUACUCUCUGGAAAAAUUUAGGGAAAGUAAAAAAGAACAGAUGCAGUUUUGAGAAGAUAAAGGGUAAAGGAAGGAAUGAAUGCUGAUGCACAGUUUUUUGUCCUCUCCUUUGGACGAUAUCAUUCAGACAAAUCGCCUCCUAUUCCCACUAGAAGACUUUGCACUGAGAACCAGUACAGGUGAUAUUGCUAUAAUGUCUUAUCUUCCCCUCAUGGGCUUCCCUCUGCAACCAGUCCCUUGAAGGGUGUUUUCUUGCCAUUACUUUCCUCUCCUUUUUACUGGCCUGUCCUUUAGCAUCUUGGCCAGUGCGGUAGCCAAUCUGAUCACGUAGACCUAAGAAUGACACUUCACUAAUGUGGGGACAGCCAAUGGGUAAUACAACUUCACCUAUCCUACAAGAAUGCUACACUCUUUCAGAAUGAAAAUUAACAUAAAGAAUUAGGCAUUUCCCUUUGGGAAAAAAAAUAACCAUUCUGUAGAUUUCCUUAUUUCUUGCCAAAUGUGUGGGGUUCUAGAGGCUGGAUGAUGCACUAAAAUUAGAAGUAUUUUCUGAAGAUUUCAGAGGCACUCCAAUUAGGAAGAUUGAGUUAACAAUGAAAAGGCAUCAUUUCUUUGUCUUGACAGUUUUAUACCAAAUUUUUAGUCUGUGUCUACAUAAUGGAUCAAGUCGUCCCCAAGUGACCUUUGUCUGAACAUUUGACCCCUUCCAUGCCAGAGACCGUUACCUAUGGCACCUGCAGAGAGCUGAACAGUCUGCAUGAGUGAUUAGGUCUUUCCCUACCUAGUGGUACUGAGAGAUGUGCCUGGUGUUCUUGGGCAUUCAGCUUCAGAUCCCACCCUUCAGACCUGGCCCACCUCCCUCAUCCUCACACCCUACCUCUGGAUUAUUGUCAGGACCAGUAGUCACAAUGUGACAGGGACUGUUUUGGUGAAACAUCCUACUGGGGUCUCUUUUAUUCAGCUGCUGUUGGCUAUAUACUCAGUCUUCUUUAAAUGGUGCUUUGGCCACAAGACAUUGGAUAGCUAGGGGACCUAGCCUCAUUCAGUAGAUGAGUGUCACUAAGGUGUUAUCCUCUGGGCAGAUUGCUAACCCAGCUGAGCUAACUAAAGAGGCAAGAAAGUUUACAUUUUGUCAGAAUGUAGGAUCGAUCCAUUUUUCAAGGGCUAUGAAUGUUUUCAGGAAAUAGAUAAGGCUGUCUGACUGCUGAUAUAAAUUUCCAAGGUUUCAGUUGCAAAUGCCUGUUUUACUUCAAAAUGAGGAUUUUUAAAAAAAUGUACAUAUGCUAAAUCCAACCCAAAACUUAGGUAGAGAUUACAAAAUCUUCCUGUGCGUUAGGCCAAAUCUCCCAGUCCUUUGUUAAUCCUGUAGUAGUGUGGAAAGAGCCCUUCCUCUGGAGGUGGAUCAGAUACUUCCCACUGCCAGUGCUCACUACCUGUGUGGCCCCCUUCCUGAGCUUCAGUUUCGACAUCUAAUGGCUUCUUAGGGCCAUUCUUACCCCAAAUCUUUGAUCCUAACACAGUGUACGAGAAAUAUGGAGAUAUUUCAUUAGGAGAAAUUAAUCUACAAAUGCUUUAAAUAUAUAUGAGGCAUUUUUUAUCAUCUCACAUUCUAUAUUUUAUGGUCAGUAUUUUUAUAUUAAAUAAGCAUUGCGAUACAGCAGGGUACUUGAUUUCUCAGCAGCAAGGUUCAUGGUGGGUAAUAUCUCACUGAUGGGUGUUAGAACCUACUUAGAGUCACUCUCAUCUCUGGGGGAGUGGACAUGGAGGAAAUGUAGGGUUAUAUAAAUGUAGGGCUUAUAGACCUUGUUUCCCAGCAAAGAGCAGAUGAGGCACUUGGAAUUUUCCUGCCUGAGCCAGGCAAACCCUAUUUUUAAGUGUUUGAAUUUUUGUAUGAAAGUUAAGUGGUUAUCUGCUCUGAAAGCUAAAACAAAUGAAGCACAUAGCAAAAAGUAUUCCUUUUUCUUUUUAAGGUGUUUUAAAAUUUAACUUGGUCCAAUGAUACCUCUUAACCUUCCCUUGGUAAGUGGGAUGCUGGCACUUUUUAAUAUUUAGAGAACACCGACCAUUACAGAACUGCAGAGAAGCAUAGAGAACUUAAGAGUCCAGUCCUCUCGUUUGACUAAGGAAGAAAGUGAGGCCCAGAGUGAGGAUGUAAUUUAUCCACGUCCACUCUUAAUUGGGAGGGCUGGGAUUCUACCUCUUCUGCCUCUCAAUCUUGUGUUCUUUCCAUUCAUUAGAGCAGGCCAUCUGCAGUAACUAAAACUGAAAAGCCUAUCACCUACUUCCAAAGGUAGGAUUUUCUGUCCUGAGGGAAAGAGCAAUAAACAAAUUUUUUCCUCUCUUGUGUGGUCAUUUGCCCUGAUGAUAGACUGAGGAUUAGAGAAGUGGACUUUUGUCUUUCUAGAAGACUAAAGACUGUAGACAUGAACAUCCAUACAUAGUUAAACUAUAGGACUCUCCCCGAUCCUAAUUGAGACCUUUCCUGUAUCAGUCUUUUCUAAGAUUCUGAUGGGUUGAAUGUCAAGCUGAGAACAAUCUUGGAGAUAUUUAUUUAGGGCCAACUAGUGCAGGAUAGUUGGAAAUGGUUGCCUAAAAAGAUCUUUAGAUUCUGAAAAUCAUGUGUAACAUUUCAUUGUUCAGAACUCCAAGGAUUAAUUCCCCUCUUGAUAUAUUCCUGGAAGAUGUGACUUAAGGGUUCUCUUCUUUAAGGCAUUUGUGCUUUCAGACAUGACAUUUGUAUUCGUCAACUUUUUGCUACCAGUGUCUGUGUCUGGGCUAGGACCUAGAAGGGAUGGGACCUCCUCUUCAACUCUUACGUUCCCUGAAGUUUACAAAGAAUCAGUUUCAGCUGCUGGAACAUUAUCAACCCCGUUUAUUUGGAACUCUCUAGAUCCGAAUUUGUAAGUCAGGACCAUACUUGGGCCAAAGUUUACUUAUGAGUAUAGCUUUAUUGAAUAAGUUAGCAGUGUAAAUAAAUAUGUUUGAGUAGGGGCAAAGCAACUUUUAACCUACUUAAGAGAACAAAUUGUUCUCAAGCACUUUAGAAGCACACAUUUACUGAUAGUUAACAGCAAAUUGCAAAUAAUUCUUAUCAAUUCUUUGAAGCAGACUACUUAUUUUGAGCCUAGUUGAGUUUCUGAAUGUACUUGAAAGUAGUAAGACUGAAUUUUUUUCUAAAAUUUUUUUUAAUUUGAAUUGUUUGCCAAUUCAGACUGACCUUCCCCAAAGUUAAUCUGAACCUCCUAUGCCUGGAUUCUCACAUAAAAAGUAUUAAAAAGUCGUUUUUGCUUUGCCUAGUUCCUCCUGAAAAAGAAGGCUAAUUUUUAAAAUGUAUAAAGAUAAAUAAGAUGAUAUCUGGGCUGUCCUUUGAGGCUCUCUGAGGAAAGAAUUAUGUAAACUCCAGACUUUGCUUGUUGCUAUUUCUGUCUCAAAUUUUAUCUCUAUUUUAAAAGAACAGAAAAUCCCUUUAUUGUGAAGAAUCUAUCUGGGCCAGUGGUCUGUAUACAGUAGAUGCUUAGGAAACAUUGAUAAAUGACUGACAGAUUAUGUAAUAUUCCUGCUUACAUUUUGAACCAAACUGGUUUCUGGAGAUAAGAGGCCAUUAGGUCCCCAGGUGUGAAGACAGUGGCUUUCUAUGUUACUCAGAUGGCCCAUGCUUCCUCCAGUGACCUUUCUGAAAGUGUGGUGUGGGACCGAGAGUUUGAACUGCAGGCAGUCUUUGAUUGUGGAGGGAGCUGGGCUCAGAUACCUCUCUGUCUAAACUGAAAUCCUUUGGAGUCUUUAUUUCAUCAGCUGUUGGCAAUAAACAGUGCACCCAUUUUCUUACUCUCAAAAGAAGUUUGGGUCCAUGAAGUCGUGGGCUUUGGGGAAUAAUUCUGAUGCUUUCCCUUUUUUGUUGUGGUAAAAAAUGAAAGGGCUGGGAAAAAACAAACCCAAAACAAAAUUUAAAAAGGAAAGAGGCUGGCCCAACCCUCUUCAAGAUGAGCCAAGUUUGAGAAGCCGAGUGCCUCAGUAUAUGCUAACAUUGAUUUUUAAGUGUUAAAGUGGAACCACGUGGCCGAUGCCAAGGAAUCAGUCCAAGUGGGUCAGUCAGCACCGUCCAAUUCUGAUUUCUUGCUUAUCCUCCUUCCAGCUUCUGCCAAACUCUGUGAACAGAUGAAUUGUACCUGUAAACCAUUCCGCGAUGGAAUACCAUUUCCUCAUCAUGUGCCUCCAGUAUGAGAAUUCUCAUUGCAUAUGUUUACUUGCAGUUUUUCAUCUUUAAAAAAAAAAUUUUAAUGGUGUUACUAGUUUCUGUUCAUUGCUUGGCAAGCCACUGUAUUGGUUCCUGAUCUGUAAGAAUUAUUGUUUCUCAAUUGUAGUCAGUGUACAAAGAAGAUUAAGGUGAACUUUUUCUUUUUAUAUUUAAGUAUGAGUUUUGUCUUCAUGUCCCUAGACUGUUUUCUGUAUAUAUUUUGCAUUGUAGCCAUGUGGUGAUUUUCUUCUGACUGCACUUUGCACUGACCUGAAUUCUGAACUCUAUGUAUAAUUUAUGGGUAUCAGAGAUAGAAAAUAAUUUAUAUCUGUGACAAAUACAGUACUGGUCAUUUCCAUUGUA